UCAUGUAAACGAAGACUGAAACUAGAAGCUUCAUUUGAUUCAUCAGCCAAUUCUAUAAAUUGAUUCGCUAACUAAAAUUAAACGACAACUUCUUGCAAACACUUUACUCAGAGAGAAGCGAGUUUGAAAAAAUGGUGAAGAAGAGUUACCCGGAAGUGAAAGAAGAGUACAAGAAAGCUGUUGAGAGAUGCAAGAGGAAGCUCCGUGGUCUUAUCGCUGAGAAACAUUGUGCUCCCAUCGUCCUUCGUCUUGCAUGGCACUCGGCUGGGACAUUUGAUGUGAAGACGAAGACGGGAGGACCAUUCGGGACGAUUAGGCAUCCUCAAGAGCUAGCCCAUGAAGCUAACAAUGGUCUUGAUAUUGCCGUCAGGCUUCUUGAGCCUAUCAAGGGUUUGUUCCCUAUUCUGUCAUAUGCUGAUUUCUACCAGCUAGCUGGAGUUGUUGCUGUUGAGAUCACUGGAGGACCCGAGAUUCCUUUCCAUCCUGGUAGACUGGACAAAGUUGAGCCACCUCCCGAGGGUCGUCUGCCUCAGGCCACUGAAGGUGUGGAUCAUCUAAGAAAUGUCUUCGGUCGGAUGGGACUCAAUGACAAAGAUAUCGUGGCAUUGUCCGGUGGACACACCUUGGGUCGGUGCCACAAGGAGCGCUCAGGAUUUGAAGGAGCAUGGACACAAAACCCUCUCAUUUUUGACAACUCCUAUUUCAAAGAGAUACUAAGCGGAGAGAAAGAAGGACUUCUUCAACUACCAACAGACAAGGCUCUUCUCGAGGAUCCUCAUUUUCGUCCAUUUGUUGAGAGAUAUGCUGCAGAUGAGGAUGCCUUCUUCGAAGACUACGCGGAAGCUCAUCUGAAGUUGUCAGAACUUGGGUUUGCUGACAAGGAGUAAUCUGGAAUCUGGCGUCAUGUCCUAUAUAUAUCCUUUGAUUAGUGUUCCCUCACAUUAUCAUUGUAAUCAUAUAAAAAAAAAAAAAAGUAAAAUCGAAUGAAAAGCUCUUUGUAUUGUACGUGUGCCUCGGGGGUUGUUUGUAACUAAUGAAAUAAGACAACUCAGUUGAUGAAAACAACAAGUUUCUCUUACACAACACAACAGUUUAUCUUCUUUUAUGUUUGGAUACUAGUAAGUAGUAAUCUCGUAAUUUAAAACUAUAUCGAAAGUUUUGUUAAUGUAGUUGAGAUAAUAAAAUAAUCUUGAAUCAAAUUAUGGAGAUACUAAUA
Capsella rubella is the source of this 1216-nucleotide messenger RNA. RefSeq names its product L-ascorbate peroxidase 2, cytosolic. Gene Ontology annotation, biological process: hydrogen peroxide catabolic process; response to reactive oxygen species; cellular response to oxidative stress. Bases 132 to 887 code for a protein of 251 amino acids. The record is from RefSeq and is a predicted model, not a curated record. NCBI's taxonomy places the organism in Eukaryota, Viridiplantae, Streptophyta, Magnoliopsida, Brassicales, Brassicaceae. The transcript is spliced from 10 exons. Gene Ontology annotation, molecular function: peroxidase activity; heme binding.